AUGACAACUCUUCCUCAUUGAUAUAUACAAGCGUUUGAUUUUAUUAAUGAACAAUCCAGUAAUUUUUAAUAAAGAAUGCCUGAAGCUUGUAUUUGUGACCAAAAUCAGAAUGAUAGUCAGGAACAGGAGGCGCAGGUCUGUCAGCCUGUGGGGGAGUAUCCGCCCAAGGCGUACCCGCCGGACCACCCCUGCUGCGAUCAGAAGCUGAGGAACGCUGGCGAUGUCAUCAAGGGACCCCAGGUUGGGGACGCCUGCCCCCCGAUGGGCCCCCUCGGGCCCUGGGCGACCGGCCGAGUUGACUGGGGGCCCCUGGCGGGCCUGACCGGCACCCGGCCCGUCGUCGACCGCUACUCCAUCACUCGCUACAGCAACGACGAGUGGAGGAACCACAAUGCCGCACUCGUCAACGAAACUGCUGCCAAGCAUCAAAGUGCCAAUCGGGUGGACCACGAGAGCCGGCGCGCGGCGGAGUGCACGGCGUCCCGGGCGGACAAGGCCCAGCUGGACAGCACGGAGCGGCUGCAGCGGCGGGCACAGGACGUGCACUGCUGGAAGACGGAGCUGGAGCGGGCGGCCGUGGCGGCGGGCGAGGAGAUCAACCUCCUGGACGGGCAGCGACAGAGGCUGCGGACUGCCCUGGGGGUGCUGCGCCUGCCCGCGGCCAUCGCGGGGGAGUGCCUGGAGUUGCGCACGGCGCGCCUGGAGCCCGACCUGGUGCGCGACCGCGUCGAGGAGGAACUCGUCAAGGAGGUGGCGCUGGCCAGCGAGGUCGGCGAGCUGAUGCAGUGCACGCUGAAGCGGUUCGAGGAGCAGCUGGCGGCCAACAAGGCGGCCAAGCAGCGGGCCGAGUGCGACUGGAGCGACAAGAAGGAGGCCUACGAGAUCGAGACCACCAACGUCGGCCUGCGCAACAACUCCCCCGACAUCCUGUUCCACCCGGGGGCCACGCGCUUCGGCGGCAGCCAGUCGUCGCCCGAGUCGUGGGAGCGCCAUACCCGGGAGAGCCUGGAGCUGCUGGAGGCAGAGAACAAGCGGUCCAAGGAGCUGCGGGGCACGCUGGACGCGCUGCUGACGAACGUGUCGCGCGACCUGCGCGCCCAGGCCGACCUCGUGGACGCCGCGCUGGCGUGCCGCAUCGCGGAGACCACCGAGGCCCUCCGGUUCUUCGAGAGCGACCUGCUGCAGACGCUCAGCCACCUGGCCCAGACGCAGAAGCUGAUCCUGGACCUGAAGACCGCGGUGAGGGCGCAGGACAUGCCCCUCAAAGUGGCCCAGACGAGGCUGCACAACAGGCUGGAGCGCCCCAGCGUGGAGAACUGCCGGGACGAGCCGCAGUACGGGCUGGUGGACGAGGUGAAGUGCAUCUCGGCGGGCGUGGCCGGGCUGCUGGGCCAGCUGAAGCAGGCCGAGGACCUCCUGCAGACGCUGCUCAAGAACCGGGCCGACCUGGAGAGAGCCAUCCUGGUGAAGCGCAAGACGCUGGUCAUCGACGGGGAGCGCUGCCGGGAGUUGCGCUCCCACUUCCCGUCGUCUGUCGCUCUCUCCGGGUACUGAUUCCACUUCACCCCGUGUUGUGGUACCGGGGGGAAAAAAAUAAAGUACGUAUUUUCCUUCCUCCGAUAUUGGAUGUCACUCGCAUGUACAGGAUCAAAAUAUUUUUUUUUGUGUGCCAAUGAUAAAUUGUCUGUGAAGUUUAAUUUACUGCUGGUUUAAGAUUCAUAAGUUUUGAAAUAUAGUUAGUAAAUUUAAUGUCAUUAUUUAGAGUUUUUUCAUUUUCUUAUAGUUCAAGAUCAUGUUUCUGUCAUGGAAUUAUCGUUGCAGUGUGCUUGAAAAAUAAAUUUUAUUACAAGAAAAAA
Messenger RNA from Bacillus rossius redtenbacheri, 1856 nucleotides. RefSeq names its product tektin-4. Gene Ontology annotation, cellular component: nucleus; microtubule cytoskeleton. The record is from RefSeq and is a predicted model, not a curated record. The transcript is spliced from 7 exons. Lineage: Eukaryota; Metazoa; Arthropoda; Insecta; Phasmatodea; Bacillidae. The coding region runs from base 76 to 1554 and encodes 492 amino acids. Gene Ontology annotation, biological process: cilium movement involved in cell motility; cilium assembly.